Messenger RNA from Rangifer tarandus platyrhynchus (Svalbard reindeer), 2160 nucleotides. NCBI's taxonomy places the organism in Eukaryota, Metazoa, Chordata, Mammalia, Artiodactyla, Cervidae. The record is from the annotation of a GenBank genome assembly.
AUGAUCGUGGACAAACUGCUGGACGACAGCCGCGGCGGAGAGGGGCCGCUGGACGCGGCCGGCGACUGCGGCCUCAUGACCAGCCCGCUCAACCUGGCCUACUUCUGCGGCCCGUCGCCGCCCGCCGCCGCCCCCGGCGCCUGCGACGGGGGCUGCUCGGCGUCUGGGCCCUCGGCGCCAGGCUCGCCGGGCUCUGACUCCUCCGACUUCUCCUCCGCUUCGUCCGUGUCCUCCUGCGGGGCGGUCGAGUCCCGGCCGAGAGGCGGCGCCCGCGCCGAGCGGCUGCAAGUUGAGCCCCAUAUGGGGGUUGUAAGGCAGCAGAGAGGACCCUUUCAAGGUGUUCGUGUGAAGAACUCGGUGAAGGAACUCCUGUUGCACAUCCGAAGUCAUAAACAGAAGGCUUCCGGACAAGCUGUCGAUGAUUUUAAGAACCAAGGUGUGAACAGAGAGCAAUUCACAGAUUUGAAGAACACAGUAUCAUAUAGUGGGAAAAGGAAAGGCUCUGAUCCUCUGUCUGAUGGACCAGCUUGCAAAAGAUCAGCUUUGUUACAUACCCAGUUUUUGACACCGCCUCAAACACCCACACCCGCAGAGAGCAUGGAAGAUGCCCAUCACAGCGACUCCAAGCAGGACAGCUGUGCCGAUCUGCUUCAGAACAUUAUCAACAUUAAGAACGAACGCAGCCCGGUUUCCCUGAACACUGUCCAAGUUAGCUGGAUGAGCCCCGUGGAGGCCUCUCAGGGGUCCCCCCACGAGCAGUGUCAGGAGCUCCACAGAGGGCCGGUCUUCUCUCCACCUCAGAAAUACCAGCCCUUCCAAGUCGGCAGCUCCCCACACGUGAUGGAUCAGGCUCCCGUGUACCAGUAUUCACCACAGAACCAGAGCGUGCAGCCGCCGCCCCAGCACUACGCCCACGGUCCAGCCCUGGAAUACAGCCCUUAUUCCAGAACUGCCCAGUCCCCCAGCUAUGAGCCACACUUGUUUGGUCGAGAACCACAGUUCUGCCUGGACCAGAGUUUUGCACACCUCCUAAGUGAUCCCCGGGAAUCUGAGAAUAUUGCCGUUCCCCCUCAGACUGUUCCCAGCGUUCAGCAGCCAGUUGACAACCACCUGCAGAAUUUCAACCUGAUGCCACCAGGUGCCUGUGAGGCCCUGGCAAGGCCGGGUGCAGGCUCUACCCCUUUAAGCACGCCGCUGCCCUUCCCGAACCUUGGCGGAAAUCCAAUGAACACCACACAGUUAGGAAAAUCAUUUUUUCAGUGGCAAGUAGAGCAGGAAGAAAACAAAUUGGCGAAUAUCUCCCAAGACCAGUUUCUUUCAAAGGAUGCAGAUGGUGACACGUUCCUGCAUAUUGCUGUUGCCCAAGGGAGAAGGGCUCUCUCCUAUGUCCUUGCAAGAAAAAUGAAUGCGCUUCACAUGCUGGAUAUUAAAGAGCACAAUGGACAGAGUGCCUUCCAGGUAGCAGUGGCCGCCAAUCAGCACCUUAUCGUGCAGGAUCUAGUGACCCUCGGGGCGCAGGUGAACACCACUGACUGCUGGGGGAGAACGCCCCUGCACGUGUGUGCGGAGAAGGGCUACUCCCAAGUGCUUCAGGCAAUUCAGAAGGGAGCAGCAGGGAGCAACCAGUUUGUGGAUCUGGAGGCAACUAAUUAUGAUGGCCUGACCCCUCUACACUGCGCAGUCUUGGCCCACAAUGCCGUGGUGCACGAACUCCAGGGAAAUCAACAGCCCCACUCACCUGAAGUUCAGGAGCUUUUGCUGAAGAAUAAAAGUCUAGUUGAUACAAUUAAGUGUCUGAUUCAAAUGGGAGCAGCAGUGGAAGCUAAGGACCGUAAAAGUGGCCGUACUGCCCUGCAUCUGGCAGCUGAAGAAGCAAACCUGGAACUCAUUCGCCUCUUUUUGGAGCUGCCCAGCUGCCUGUCUUUUGUGAAUGCAAAGGCUUACAAUGGGAACACCGCCCUCCAUGUCGCCGCCAGCCUGCAGUAUCGGGUGACGCAGCUGGAUGCAGUCCGCCUGUUGAUGAGGAAGGGAGCAGACCCAAGUACUCGGAACUUGGAGAACGAACAGCCAGUGCAUUUGGUUCCUGAUGGCCCUGUGGGAGAACAGAUCCGACGUAUCCUGAAGGGAAAGUCCAUUCAGCAGAGAGCUCCACCGUAUUAG